This is a messenger RNA of Biomphalaria glabrata, 648 nucleotides long. Its product is annotated as homeobox-like protein HDP1. The record is from RefSeq and is a predicted model, not a curated record. Bases 1 to 648 code for a protein of 215 amino acids. NCBI's taxonomy places the organism in Eukaryota, Metazoa, Mollusca, Gastropoda, Planorbidae. The transcript has a single exon.
AUGGUUUUAAAAAAUCAUCUCUGUAACAUCUUUAGAUUAAUAUUAGGGUUAGGGUUUCAGUCAUUAGGGACUGUGGAAAAUGAGAUUUAUGUAGUCAAUGAGAUUUGUGUGGUCAAUGAGAUUUGUGUGGUCAAUGAGAUUUAUGUGGUCAAUGAGAUUUGUGUGGUCAAUGAGAUUUAUGUGGUCAAUGAGAUUAAUGUGGUCAAUGAGAUUUGUGUGGUCAAUGAGAUUUAUGUGGUCAAUGAGAUUUAUGUGGUCAAUGAGAUUUAUGUGGUCAAUGAGAUUUAUGUGGUCAAUAAGAUGUGUGUGGUCAAUGAGAUUAAUGUGGUCAAUGAGAUUUAUGUGGUCAAUGAGAUUUAUGUGGUCAAUGAUAUUUAUGUGGUCAAUGAGAUUUAUGUGGUCAAUGAGAUUUGUGUAGUCAAUGAGAUUUAUGUGGUCAAUGAGAUUUAUGUGGUCAAUGAGAUGUGUGUGGUCAAUGAGAUUUAUGUGGUCAAUGAGAUUUAUGUGGUCAAUGAGAUUUAUGUGGUCAAUGAGAUUUAUGUGGUCAAUGAGAUUUAUGUGGUCAAUGAGAUUUGUGUGGUCAAUGAACUUUAUGUGGUCAAUGAGAUUUAUGUGGUCAAUGAGAUUUAUGUGGUCAAUGAGAUUUAA